AUGGAAGGAGGACUUUUUGCAGGAAUUCGCAAGUUAUUGUCAGGUUUUGCAUGUUACCAAGCUCGUCCAUCUAUAGACGUGGACAAUUUUACGUCUACUAUUCGUUUUGAUACUCAAGAUAAAACCACAGAAGACGAAAGCUCUUCAUCUAGAUUUAAUUAUCUUAAUAAGUCUCCAAAACCUGUACAUUAUGAUGAAGAUGAAACUUCUGAAGAUUUAUCCCCAAAACUCACAAGAAAAAGGUCUUUAAGCACUACAGAAAAAAACCAGCCUGAUUUUUUCAAUGAUAAUAAUAUUUGCCAAUUUCAAACAGAGCCAAAAAAAAUUCUAAAUCCCUAUCAAAUUUAAAGGGGGUUAAUUUUUUUAAUAUACAAAAAAUUUUUGUUACGAUUUAAGGGGUUAAAAUACUAAAAAAUACAAAUUUUACCUAUGGUAUGUCACAUAAUAAGGGGAGUAAAGCAUUUUUACAAUAAUAAAAGAAAAGCAAAUAUAAUGCUAUGAAAUGCAAUAGAAAAUAAUGAACUUGAGCUUUGUGCAGAAUUAUUAGACGAAAAAGUAUAUGGAGAUCAAAAGGCGCAGCUUUCAUUUAAAGGCAAAGACAAUAAAACACCUUUACAUAGAGCUGUAGAGGUCGGAAAUAUUAAAAUUCUUGAUUUAUUACUAGAAAAAGCAGAAAUUUAUGAUUUAAAUGCUCAAGAUAACUUCUUGCAAACGCCUUUACAUUUAGCAUGUAAAAUUGCAAAUAAAAAUAUUGCAAAAAUUCUUAUUAACGUCGGUGCAAGAACUGAUAUAGAAGACAUUAACGGGAAAACUCCAUUCGAAAUUGCUAACUCCCCCCCCCCCUCCGUGAGCGAACAAAACCAUUUAGAAAAAUCGCCAUUUUUUGACCAAAAACCCACCCUCCGUGAGUGAACAAAAAUUUUUUAAUAGAAAAAAUUUUAAUGGAAAAAAAUUUUGAUAUAUAAGUGAUAAUUAGUAUAAUGAAAUCUAGAGCUAAUUCUGUUUAAUUUUAAACAAAUUGCGUUUUAAAACAUAAAUUUUGCAAAUUAAAUUAAUAUUUGCUUCCCAAUUUUUGCAAAUUAGGAUUUUUUAAAUUUCGAAAAAAAUAUUUUUUAUAAAAUUUAUAUAUAAAUUUUUUUAAAAAAAAAAAAUUAACCCCCCUCCGUGAGCGAACAAAAUUUUUUUGUUCGCUCACGGAGGGGGGGGGGAGUAAAGAAAAUGCGGAAAAAUCAUUUUUAGCAACUUUUUAUAAGCAAACAGAAAGGGUUUUUCCAGAUUCUCCAAUACCUUCACAAGAAGAUGAAACUAUAGAAAUACAAACUUUUGAAGAAUCUGAGAUUGAACAAAUGAUGCAAAGACUGUCAAGCCCUUUUAUCCCUAAUGAUUUAGGAAAAGAAAAAGCUUCAAAGGUUCCAGUUUUUGAUGAAGAAGAAAAAAUUGAAAAGAAAAAAGUGACUGCAAGUGAUUUUGAAGCAAUUUCUCAGUUAGGAAAAGGAAGCUUUGGAGAAGUGUUUUUGGUAAGGAAGAUAUGCACAGAUGAGCUUUUUGCAAUGAAAAUUUUGAGGAAAAAUAAAGUUAUUGGACAGAAUUUGGUGAAGUAUGCUUUUACUGAAAGAAAUGUGAUGAGCUAUUUCAAUCACCCUUUUAUAGUAGGAUUGAAAUUAUUUUUUAAAAAAAUUAAAUAAUAAUUAUUUAAAAUAUUUUAGAAAAAUUUAUACUUAUUGCAUUAGGUUUAGACUUUACUAUUAAACCCAGGAUCGUUUUUGAAAGAAAAACAAAUAAAGCAUACACAUAUUUAAUUAGGAAUUAUUUAUGGUAAAUAUAUCGAGGGGAUUGAAAUACGCAUUUCAAACAUCUGACAAAUUAUUUUUAAUUUUAGAUUACUGCCCAGGAGGCGACUUGACAUCCUAUAUCCAGCAAAAUAAGAAAUUUGAUGAAAAACGAGCAAGAAUUUAUUUAUGUGAAAUACUAUUAGCAUUAGAAGAACUUCAUAAAAGAGACAUUAUUUAUAGAGAUCUUAAGCCAGACAAUGUAGUUUUAGAUGCUCAAGGGCACACUUUACUCACUGAUUUCGGCUUAUCCAAAGAAGGAGUAUACGAUAAUGAUUCCGCUAAAUCAUUCUGUGGCUCUGUUGCAUAUUUAGCUCCAGAAAUGCUAAAAAGAAAAGGUCAUGGAAAAGCAGUCGACUGGUACUUACUUGGAGUUUUGCUUUAUGAAAUGCUGACAGGUGCUCCACCUUAUUAUGCAAGUAAUAGGGAACAAUUAUUUUAUAAUAUUCAGAACGCAAAAUUAAAACUUCCUGCAUAUUUAAGCCCAGAAGCUAAAAGUUUAUUGACAGGGUUACUUGAAAGAGAUCCCAGCAGAAGGUUAGGAAGCCAUUAUGAUGCAGAAGAUAUCAAAAGACAUGAAUUUUUCUCAGGAAUUAAUUGGGCAAAAGUUAUCAGAAGGGAGUUAAAGCCACCAAAACCUAACAAAAAAAUGAUCCCACUGCAGAAUAUUCCUCAAUAUAAAGUUAGAGGAAGACAAAGUUCGCCAGAAGGGGAUAGUCAUCGACUAGAAGGUUGGACUUUUAUUGGUGACAAUGUAAAUAUGCCAUAA
Molecule: messenger RNA, 2598 nt
Organism: Blepharisma stoltei
Lineage: Eukaryota; Ciliophora; Heterotrichea; Heterotrichida; Blepharismidae
Source: the annotation of a GenBank genome assembly